This is a messenger RNA of Selaginella moellendorffii, 2030 nucleotides long. Its product is annotated as H/ACA ribonucleoprotein complex subunit 4. Lineage: Eukaryota; Viridiplantae; Streptophyta; Lycopodiopsida; Selaginellales; Selaginellaceae. Gene Ontology annotation, molecular function: pseudouridine synthase activity; RNA binding. The coding region runs from base 37 to 1782 and encodes 581 amino acids. Gene Ontology annotation, biological process: rRNA pseudouridine synthesis; snRNA pseudouridine synthesis; mRNA pseudouridine synthesis. The transcript has a single exon. Gene Ontology annotation, cellular component: box H/ACA snoRNP complex. The record is from RefSeq and is a predicted model, not a curated record.
UAAACCUAGUGCCGACUUUAGGGUUUUUGAGAAGAAAUGGAGGCGCCGGAGAAGAAGAAGCGCAAGCGCUCCAAGGGCGAGGAAGUGGUGGCCGUGGCCCAUGGAGAACUCGGAGGCGCCAGUGGCGCCGCCAGCCUCGGCGACGCGCAGGCAGGCACCGACUACCUCAUCAAGCCGCAGUCGUUCGUGCCGUCGCUCGACACCUCCAAGUGGCCGCUGCUGCUCAAGAACUACGACGCCCUCAACGUCCGCACGGGCCACUACACGCCGCUGCCCACGGGCUUCACGCCGCUCAAGCGCCCCCUCUUCGACUACGUGAGGUAUGGUGUCAUCAAUCUCGACAAGCCCUCCAAUCCCUCUUCGCACGAGGUGGUGGCCUGGAUCAAGCGCAUUCUCCGAGUGGACAAGACCGGCCACAGCGGGACGCUGGAUCCCAAGGUCACCGGCAGCCUCAUCGUGUGCGUGGAUCGAGCGACGCGCCUCGUCAAGGCGCAGCAGGGAGCCGGCAAGCAGUACGUUUGCGUUGCGCGGCUCCACUCGGCGGUGGAGGACGUGGCCAAGGUUGCGCGGGGGCUGGAGACUCUCACCGGCGCGCUCUUCCAGAGGCCACCGCUCAUCUCUGCCGUGAAGCGCCAGCUCCGGGUGAGGACCAUCUACCAGAGCAAGCUCCUCGAGUUCGAUGCGGACAAGCACUUGGUGGUGUUCUGGGUGGAGUGCGAGGCCGGAACUUACAUCCGGACGCUGUGCGUCCAUCUCGGCUUGCUCCUCGGGGUCGGGGGACACAUGCAGGAGCUCCGGAGGGUCCAGUCGGGGAUCCUCGGCGAGAAGGACAACUUGGUCACCAUGCACGACGUCCUGGACGCGCAGUGGGUCUACGACAACUACAAGGAUGAGAGCUACCUGCGGCGGGUGAUCAUGCCGCUCGAGGUUCUCCUCACGAACUAUCCCCGGAUCGUCGUCAAGGACUCGGCAGUGAACGCCAUUUGCUACGGUGCCAAGCUCAUGAUCCCGGGGCUGCUCCGCUUUGACUCCAAGGUUGGAGUCGGCACCGAGGUGGUGCUCAUGACCACCAAAGGCGAGGCCAUCGCUCUGGGCAUCGCGCAGAUGAGCACGUCGGACAUGGCGACGUGCGACCACGGCGUGGUGGCGAAGGUGAAGAGGGUGGUGAUGGAGAGGGACACUUAUCCCAGGAAGUGGGGGCUUGGGCCGAGAGCUUCCGCCAAGAAACAGAUGAUCGCGUCCGGGCUGCUCGACAAGCAUGGCAAGCCCAACGAGAAGACGCCGCAGGAGUGGCUGAGGAACCAUCCUGCCGUUGGUACGUCUAGCGCAGCCGCCGCGGGAGGUGUGAAGAUUAAGAUCGAGACUGUGGAUCUUCCUGUAGUAGCUGCUGGCAAUGAAAUGGCUAUGGUGGGAGCAGCGGUGGCCAUGGAGGACGGCGGGAAGAAGAAAGACAAGAAGAAGAAGGCUGUAGUGGAGAGCGCAGAUGUGGAGAUGGUAGACGCAGCCGAUGGAGGAACGGAGAAGAAGAAGAAGAAAAAGAAGAGGGCAGAGGCCGAGGUCGAGGUCGAAGUGGAAGAAACUCCGACCUCCAGGAAGGAGAAGAAAAAGGUAAAGCAAGAACAGGAAGAACAGGAGGCCGUGGAAGAAACUCCAAAGCAAGAGAAGAAGAAAAAGGAGAAGAAACACAAAGGCGAAUCGAGCGAAGACGUUAUAGUACUGGAUUCAGAGCCGCCAACCUCGGAGAAGAAGAAAAAGAAGAAGAAAAGCGCGGAAGAAGAGUGAUCCUGGUUCUUCAUUCCGCUUCUUUGCUGUGGAGCUAAUCAUCCUUUUGUAGUUUUAUUUUAUGACAGACCCGCUGCUGCGCCGAUAAGAAAUCAUCCAGCCCAGCACAAGAGUAUGUUUCAUCUUUGCUUUAGUUUUCCAACGUUGUGGCCUUGCCUUCUUCAAUCAGCUUCCGAGAGAUCUAACUUAAGAGACGAUAUCAGAGACGAUGAAAAGAAGAGUCCUCGAUUUGUGAGGAGCUUUCGCUA